UGGCAGCAGUACGCAGGCCUGCCCGACUGUCUCAGCCGCCUGGUCAGCCUGGCGAAGUGCUUCAUGCUCUUCCAGUACCUGACUGUGGGGGUCGGCGCCGCUGCGCGCGUCUACGAGCAGGUGUUUGCAGGGCUCAGGGGCUCCGUCUCCGCCGAGGGUGCCGGCCUGGAGGGCGCCCUGGAGGCCGUCGCCCUGAUGCACACCAGCCUGCUCAGGUUCCACGGCCGGGUUGCCGCCUACCCGCUGGCUCCCCUGCGAGAGGCGCUCUCAGAGGCUUUACGGUUGUACCCGGGCAACCAGCUUCUCUGGAGGUCGUACGUGCAGAUUCAGAGCAAGUCCCACAGCGCCAGCAGGACCAGAAGAUUCUUCCAUGCCGUCACCAGGUCCGCCAAACACCUGGAGCCGUGGCUGUUCGCGAUUGAGGCGGAGAGAAUGAGGAAGAGACUGGUGGACGCCGUGCAGAGGGUGGACGGCAGAGAGGUCCACGCCACCCUUCCCGAGAUCGGCCUGACGCACCGGAUCAGAGCCCUGUUUGAGAGCACCAUUCGGAGCGCCCACGGCAGCCAGUGCCCCUUGCUGUGGAGGAUGUACCUGAACUUCCUGGUUUCCUUAGGAAAUAAAGAAAGAAGCAAAGGUGUGUUCUACAAAGCACUGCAGAACUGUCCUUGGGCAAAGGCGCUGUACAUGGACGCCGUGGAGUACUUCCCCGACGAGAUGCAGGAGGUCGUGGACCUGAUGACGGAGAAGGAGCUGCGGGUGCGCCUGCCGCUGGAGGAGCUGGAGCUGCUGCUGGAGGACUAGACGCCGGGUGGGGCCCGCCCUGGGGGCCGGGACCAGCCCCAAGACACGGGCAUGCGUGUGCCCAGACCUCUGCCCUGCAGGGUCUUCCCUGUCAGUGUCUGGGCUGCCAGUCUCACCUCUUGCACAGUUUUUGCACAUGUAGAUGACACAAAGCUGUUGUUUUGCACAUACGUGUGAAUAUGUAUGUACACAGACAAGAAUCACGCCAAAGCUGUCACGCUCCGUGUGGGUCCUUUUGGCCCACUCUCCCCUGCCCAGCCCGGGUGAAGGUUCUUCCUGUUGGCAUCCUUAGGGAUCCUGCCACGUCUCCUGGCUCUUGCAAUCGAAAGAAAGGUCUGGUUACUCACCAGGCCUUCCUCCCUGCAGCUGGUGAGCCUGCUCUGCCCCUCUUCAGACCAAAGCAGCAGGGAAUCGGGUACAGCUCGGAGUCCUCAGCUGCACCACGCAUGUCCUUCCUGUUCCCGAAGCUCCGCUCGCAGACCUCUCGCCUGCGGACUCGGCGGGCAGGGUCGCCUGGAGUUCGUGCCCGUGGAGACCCUGGGCCCGCGGCCCUGCCGAGUCAGAUCAGGCUCCAAGAGGGAGGACCCCUGUCGGGACUGAACAAACAGGGACCCCGCUGCAAGGGAGCGGGCCCGGGUCCAGUUGCAGAGAGCGCGUCCUGCUCCUCCGUGGCGAACCCGUCUCUGCCUCAGAGAUGCCGAACGUUCGCUUCCGGCCGCGUCAGCCGCGCUGCGCUCGUUCCUAUUUCCAAGAGCGGUGAUCGACAGCCGGCGGAGCGGAAAUGCUGUCUUCUCCGAGGUCCUGCUUUUUUAAACACAGUGGACUUCUCUGCGUUGCGUUUCUUUUUUUUUUUUUUUUGGACACUUUGGGUAUUAUACACCCAUCUUACCAUGGAAUUGUUAGGGGAAGACAUUUUUUUUUUUCCCCAUUUAUUUUUAUUAGUUGGAGGAUAAUUACUUUACAUCAUUGCAGUAGUUUU
Odocoileus virginianus texanus is the source of this 1780-nucleotide messenger RNA. The record is from RefSeq and is a predicted model, not a curated record. NCBI's taxonomy places the organism in Eukaryota, Metazoa, Chordata, Mammalia, Artiodactyla, Cervidae.